UUUGACAUUUCGUUUUGUUAAACAUUCUGAAGAAGAAAAACCAUUGAAUAAGAAGUACAGGAAGGGGUGUUUAUCCAAAUAAGUGAAGCCGCUUUUUAUUAGUACUGAAAAUUGUUUUAAAAUCAUCAAGAUUAGCUGAAACAUUGGCGGUCAAUGAUUGUAUCGCCUUGUCAUCACCAAUAAGAGUGUGACGUGUGAUAUACACCCCUUCCUGUACUUCUUAUUCAAUGAGAAAAACAAACAUUUUCGUUCCCACUUUUUUUAUUAUAAUUGAUAAUUUUGUAUAAAUAAUAUUCCCAUGCCAUUAAUUAUAAUAUCCGGUUUCCCAUCAAGUGGAAAAACCACCAGAGCGAAACAAUUGCAGGAGUUCUUAACGACAAAAGGUAAACAGGUGAAACUAAUAUCUGAAAAUGCAGCCAUCCCGAAAGCUGGAUUCAAAAAGAAUGUUUACUAUGCUGAUUCACAAAAGGAGAAGAUUGUUCGCAGUGAUUUGAAAUCGGAAGCUAUAAGGCUUUUGAAUAAAGACGAUGUUGUUAUACUGGAUGCUGGAAAUUAUAUCAAAGGUUAUCGUUAUGAACUAUUUUGUGCAACAAAAGCAGCUCGUGGCACACAAUGCACUCUCUUUUGUGGCAUUCAAAAAGAUAAAGCCUGGGAAUUUAAUUGUCAGCGUACCGAAGAAGAAACGAAUCUCAAUGCCGAUGACGAUUCAAAACUCAACAACUCCAAUAUACCCUAUACGCGGGAAAUUUUCGAUGCGUUGUGUAUGCGCUUUGAAGAACCCCACGGGAACUGCCGUUGGGAUAAGCCAUUAUUUGUCGUCUUUCCUGAAGAUCAACUCGACUGUGACGGCAUUUAUAGUUCACUGUUUGAUUCAGCUCCAUUACCUCCAAACAUGAGCACACAAAACGCUCCUAUUAGUGCAACAAAUUAUCUUUUCGAAAUGGACCAACUAACCCAACAAAUAGUUGCAGAUGUCAUGUCAUCGCGCAAAAUAGGUAUUUCCGGACCUGUACCAGUAAAGGGUAGCAAUAUUAAAGUCGAUCUGCCAGACAAUGUUAAUGCUAUUCAAUUGAACCGGUUGCGAAGACAAUUUCUUAAUUACAGCAAAAUGCAUUCAACUAGCAGCACUUUGGAUAAAGUGCCACAAUUAUUUGUUCAAUUUUUGAACUCAAAUUGUAAAAUUUAA
Episyrphus balteatus (marmalade hoverfly) is the source of this 1186-nucleotide messenger RNA. RefSeq names its product protein KTI12 homolog. The transcript has 5 exons. The record is from RefSeq and is a predicted model, not a curated record. Bases 299 to 1186 code for a protein of 295 amino acids. Lineage: Eukaryota; Metazoa; Arthropoda; Insecta; Diptera; Syrphidae.